Messenger RNA from Solanum tuberosum (potato), 2603 nucleotides. Its product is annotated as translation initiation factor IF-2. Gene Ontology annotation, cellular component: cytoplasm. The record is from RefSeq and is a predicted model, not a curated record. NCBI's taxonomy places the organism in Eukaryota, Viridiplantae, Streptophyta, Magnoliopsida, Solanales, Solanaceae. Gene Ontology annotation, biological process: translational initiation. The transcript has 8 exons. Bases 195 to 2405 code for a protein of 736 amino acids. Gene Ontology annotation, molecular function: translation initiation factor activity; GTPase activity; GTP binding.
AAUCCUUUUCUACCAGUGAGCCUCUUCUCUUCUCCCUCUCUUUGGUCUCGCAUCCUCUGGGACUUUCGAACAAUAAGCAAAAAGCCAUUAGACUCUGUGGGGUGCUUUCAAGAAUCUGAAGUUUUCAUUACAACAUCAGUUUCUCGCCUCUUUUUUAGAUCCAGUAUCAGGUCUGGAGGCUGUAAUACAUAUGAAUGGCGUGGAGGGCGGCUGGGAAAAAGGGUACCUUCACUAGUCUUACAAAGGCAUUGGCAGUGAGAUCCAGGUAUACUGCAGCAUCAGUUUCCAAAUCUAACCUUGAAGAGGUGCAGAGAACAAUUCCAGUUUUGGUUGGACAAAUACAAGGAUGCUUCCUGCAUGCAGCUCAAUGGAAGUCGAACUGUACCAACCUCCUAACUUACAGAACUUCGAUAAGGUGUUUUCAUGCCAGUCCAGAAACACUGGCUUGGAAAAAAGAACCAGAAGCUCUGGGUUUGAAGAUACAGAAGAAAGGGAAGUUCAAGAAAAGGACAAAGGAUUCCUCACCACCCGUUGAAGCUCCUUAUGUCCCUCCCAAGCUAAAAAGAGCUGCUAGCUCCUCCUUAUCAGAUAGAACUGUAGAGAUAUUCGAGGGCAUGACAAUUGUUGAGCUGGCCAAACGUUGUGGCGUGUCAAUACCUGUCGUGCAGGAUAUUCUUAAAAAUGUGGGGGAGAAGGUUGACUCGGAAUAUGAUCCUCUUAGCAUCGACAUUUCCGAGCUUGUUGCGAUGGAAAUUGGAGUAAAUGUUAGGAGGUUGCAUUCUAACGAAGGUGCUGAAGUCCUGCCACGUCCACCAGUGGUCACAGUGAUGGGUCAUGUUGACCAUGGUAAAACAUCUCUUUUAGAUGCUCUACGUCUGACUUCUGUGGCUGCUAAGGAAGCUGGAGGCAUAACUCAGCAUUUGGGAGCAUUUGUUGUUGGAAUGUCUUCUGGGGCAUCAAUCACGUUCCUUGACACUCCUGGUCAUGCGGCAUUUAGCGCUAUGCGACAAAGAGGUGCAGCGGUUACUGACAUUGUUGUAUUGGUAGUGGCUGCUGAUGACGGUGUUAUGCCACAAACGCUGGAAGCAAUGUCCCAUGCAAAAGCUGCUGAUGUUCCAAUCGUUGUCGCUGUCAAUAAAUGUGAUAAGCCGGCAGCAAAUCCUGAAAAAGUGAAAAUCCAGCUUGCAACAGAAGGGUUGGCUCUGGAGGAGAUGGGUGGAGAUAUUCAGGUUGUUGAAGUCUCUGCUGUAACAAAAACUGGAUUGGAUAAGCUGGAGGAGGCGUUGCUUCUCCAGGCUGAGAUGAUGGAUCUGAAGUCGCGUGUAGAUGGACCAGCCCAAGCUUAUGUCGUCGAGGCAAGGGUUGAUAGAGGACGGGGUCCAUUGGCUACUGCAAUAGUGAAAGCAGGAACCCUUGUCUGUGGUCAGCAUGUUGUUGUAGGUGCCGAGUGGGGAAAAAUCAGGGCAAUUAGGGAUAUGCUAGGAAAAUCAACUGAUAGGGCUAGGCCAGCUAUGCCUGUAGAGAUCGAAGGACUCAAGGGGCUUCCAAUGGCUGGUGAUGACAUUAUUGUCGUUCACUCUGAGGAAAGGGCAAGGAUGCUUAGCGCAGGGAGGAAAAAGAAAUUUGAAAAAGAUAGACUUGGGAGGAAGAUGGACGCAGAAAAAUUAGGAUCUCUAGUAUCAGAAUCUAAUUUAGAAGAUGAAGAAGGUGAGGUUGAAGAGAAGCCCAAGAGGGUUGAAAUGACAAUAAUAGUAAAAGCAGAUGUUCAAGGAACUGUCCAAGCUGUUACAGACUCAUUGAAGAGUUUGGAUAGUCCUCAGGUUUUCGUGAAUAUUGUCCAUGGAGGUGUUGGGCCUAUUUCUGAGUCCGACGUGGAUUUAGCACAAGCUUGUGGUGCAUUUAUUGUUGGGUUCAGCAUACCAACUCCACCUGGUUCAAUAAAUCAAGCAGCAAAUAAAGCUGGCAUUAAGAUAAAAAUCCAUCGUGUGAUCUAUCAUCUUCUAGAGGAUAUUGGCAACUCUAUUGUUGAAAAAGCCCCCGGUACAUUUGAGACGCAGGUUUCAGGCGAGGCACAGAUACUGAGCAUAUUUGAGCUUAAAGGAAGGAGCAAAGCUAAGGGAGAUGACGUCAAGAUAGCUGGUUGUCGUGUGAUAGAUGGCAGACUCAUCAGAUCAUCAACAAUGAGGCUUCUUAGAAGUGGUGAGGUUGUUUUCGAAGGAUCUUGUGCAUCGCUAAAGCGUGAGAAGCAGGAUGUUGAAGCAGUUGGAAAGGGGAAUGAAUGUGGACUUGUGAUUCAAAACUGGGAUGACUUUAAGGUUGGAGAUGUCAUCCAAUGCUUGGAGCAAGUCAACAGAAAACCCAAAUUUAUUUCAUCUCAAAGUGGUGCUGUCAGAAUAGAAUGUUGAUAGAAUUUUCACUAAGAAAUGAGCAAUCUUUUUUUUGGCAAUGUAGAAACCUUUGCCUCAUUAAUCUUCUAUUUAUUCUUAUUAAUAAUACUAUUGAGUAGAAAUAAAACAAUUUUGCUGUAUAAAACUCUAUAUUGAACUCUUUACACUGAACAACAACAAUUACAGAGUGUAUGGUCAUAGCUUUUGUUCUUCUCA